AUGCCUCCCAUCUGUUGCUUCUUGUUAUCUCCUCGUCAUUGGAAUAUUCCAGAUCUCACCUGUUGCUUCAUCGUGAGUGAAGAACCCGAUACUGAGGUUGGUUUGGAGAAGCCUUUGGAUUUUACAGCUAGUUGGGAUCAUGGAUCUGGAGGUGCUCUUGGUGUUAAGGAGGUGCGGUGGAUAACUUUUGCUAAUAAACCUGUUGAGAAUGAUGGUAAUUGGUUUGGGUCCUAUAACUAUUUUUGGUGUCAAGGAUUUGAAAACCACCGGCCGGAGACAUUCGAUAGCUGCAACUCCGUCGCACCCAACCCCAGAUAG
Messenger RNA from Lactuca virosa, 318 nucleotides. The record is from the annotation of a GenBank genome assembly. Lineage: Eukaryota; Viridiplantae; Streptophyta; Magnoliopsida; Asterales; Asteraceae.